Molecule: messenger RNA, 421 nt
Organism: Hipposideros armiger (great roundleaf bat)
Lineage: Eukaryota; Metazoa; Chordata; Mammalia; Chiroptera; Hipposideridae
Gene: PRND
Product: prion like protein doppel
Exons: 3
Coding region: 62-421 (119 amino acids)
Biological process (GO): intracellular copper ion homeostasis; protein homooligomerization
Cellular component (GO): membrane
Molecular function (GO): copper ion binding
Source: RefSeq, a predicted model, not a curated record
GGACAGUGCCGCCUGUGGCUCCAGAGGCACGCUGCCAGAGAGAAUCCAAGAUUCUGACACAAUGAGGAAGCAGCUGAGUAGAUGCUGGUUGGCCAUUGUCUGUGUCCUGCUCUUCAGCCAGCUCUCCACAGUCAGGGCGAGAGGGAUAAAGCACAGAAUCAAGUGGAACCGGAAGACCUUACCCAGCACCUCCCAGGUCACGCAGGCCCAAAGGGUGGAGAUGCGCCCCGGGACCUUCAUCAAGCAGGGCCAGAAGCUGGAUAUCAACUUCGGAGCCGAGGGCAACAGGUACUACGAGGCCAACUAUUGGCAGUUCCCGGAUGGCAUCUACUACAACGGCUGUUCCGAGGCCAACGUGACCAAGGAGAAGUUUGUCACCAGCUGCAUCAAUGCCACCCAGGCUUUCCAGAAACCAGAUUAA